AUGGACCCUUCCCAAAUCUAUUCAUCGCUGAGACUUUCGGCACAUCAGUUUCGUCUUGUCCAUCUCCUUCCUGGUCAAGAAAGUAGCGAAAUCCAGUGUACUUUGAAGAGCGACUAUCUCUUAUCACAUACUGUCGAGAGAUACACGGCAUUGUCGUACGAGUGGGGGGAUUCAAAAGCGUCGAAGCUAGAGAUCAAGCUUGAAGGGCAAUCAUUUCUUAUUACUCAGAAUCUUUGGUCAGCAUUGAAGUGCCUGCGAGGCACCGAGACGAUGCAAACAUUUUGGAUUGACGCUAUCUGCAUAAAUCAGGAUGACAAAAACGAGAGGAAUCACCAAGUUGAGCUUAUGAGCUUGAUAUACAGUACGGCUAGUCGUGUGUUAGUCUGGCUAGGUCAGGAAUGUGCGGAGAUCCAGGCAGCGUUUUCCUUUUUCCAGAACAUCUGGGACACAAAACUUCGAAACUUCGCCGAGAAAGGUAUCUUAUAUAUUGACCACAACACGAACAUGUACCAAUCAAUUAUCCUAACACAAGGUCAGGCGCAGUAUUUUCGGUUCAGAUGGAGUGACGAAUCCCUCGUAGAAGAAAACUCGGAGAUUCAGACAGCACUAUAUUGGUCCAGGUUCCAAAUCAUUUUAGAGAACCUUGCAUUCUUUGGGCAGAAAGAUCCCUCUUUAAAAAUCGCUUGGAAAGGACUAGCAUCUCUGACAAGCCGAUCUUACUGGACCAGAAUCUGGAUUGUCCAAGAGUACCUACUAGCACAAAAGGUUGAUUUUUAUUGUGGACGAAUCACAAUAGAUGGUACUAUCAUCGACACUAUUAUAUCACAUCUCGCCGCUCUGAAGGAUGAGAAACUUACAGAUUUACCAUCCUGGCUCACUGAACCUCUUCAGCGCAUCCGCGCCAGCCCGGCAACGAGAAUUUGUACGAGUCGGCUCCAACAGAAAAGCAAACGGCCGACUCUUCUGGAACUUCUGGUUGCGUGUAAAGAUAGCAAGUCAUCCGAACCACGCGACAGACUUUAUGCUCUUCUCGGAUUAGCAAGCGAUGUUCAAGAGGACUCGAUUGUUAUCGACUACAACCGGCCGAUCUUCAAAAUACAAAUGGACGUUUUAUGGUUCUUCUGUUGUAAGCAGGAUUUUCGGCCAGCUGAUACUUCUCGAAUAUGCACGUUGCUAGAGGAAACACUUGGCUAUGGACGGGAUAAUUUCGAAAUGGAUCGUUCGUACAUCAGCUCUAAGCGCACAACGGACACUAUCACACUUCCAAACUUUGGGGCGGCAAAGAUAUCUCAAACUUACAGAUUCGUCGAGUGUCUUGAGCCUUCGAUUAGCUAUUACGCGAAGAAACUGUCAUCUUUUGAGACAAUCAUGGCAAUGGCAAGUUGGACUACAGCCGAGGAUUCUGAAUCAACUGAGUUAGCACUUAAAAUUUACGACGAAAAUAGCGUAAAUCAGCGUUAA
This is a messenger RNA of Glarea lozoyensis ATCC 20868, 1461 nucleotides long. RefSeq lists its product as uncharacterized. The coding region runs from base 1 to 1461 and encodes 486 amino acids. The transcript has 2 exons. The record is from RefSeq and is a predicted model, not a curated record. NCBI's taxonomy places the organism in Eukaryota, Fungi, Ascomycota, Leotiomycetes, Helotiales, Helotiaceae.